Molecule: messenger RNA, 1078 nt
Organism: Folsomia candida
Lineage: Eukaryota; Metazoa; Arthropoda; Collembola; Entomobryomorpha; Isotomidae
Product: SEC14-like protein 4
Exons: 7
Coding region: 107-961 (284 amino acids)
Cellular component (GO): cytoplasm
Source: RefSeq, a predicted model, not a curated record
UGCUACGUAACAACAUCUUUAAAAGAUAUGAUUUAAUUACUUCCACGCGCAUUCACAUAUUAUCCACAAUAAGAGUAACUAGUUUCAUUUUUCUGGGCGAGUGAACAUGCUUUGUUGCACUAAAGUAAACAAUAAAAUUUCAUUUUUACUUGUUUCUUUCGCACUAAUUAUAUUAGUGGAAGGAAUCACGUUUGAACAAGACAUAAAUUUGACCCUGGAACAGAAGAAACUUUUGGACAAAUUUAAGGACAGGGUCGUGGACAAAUUGCCUCAUGAUUACAUGAAGAAGGAAAUUUACCUCAUAAAAUGGCUCAGAACCAGCAACUUCAACAUAGACAUUGCAGAAGAGAGGUUAUAUCGGAAUUUACAAUGGAGGAAAGAACAAAGCAUGGAUACAAUUCAGUCUGAAGACUUUUCUGACAUGUGGGAAAGUGAUAUACGUUACAAUCUCGAAGGACGGGACAAGAUGGGACGACCGUAUAUUUUAAUAGAAAUCAAGCACGCGGAUCCGAGGAGAAUCGUCCUCCAAGGAAAGGGCGACAGGCUGGUCCGCUACCUGGACAAAGGGUUUGACGAAACGUGCGGCCUUGUGCGAGAGAUGGGAGAUCGCUACGGAAACAUGACUCGCGGUAAUGCGCUUAUCAAUGCUGACGGAUUUAACUUGGUACAACAUGGAUGCCUUCAAUGCGUUCCUUACAUGCUGAGACACCUAUUCAGCUUCGUCAAUUAUUUUCCCGAGUGCAUCGACAAAAUGAUAUUCGUAAACUGUCCAAGAACGGUGGAACAACUUCUCAACCUAGCGAAAACAGCCAUCACGGAGGAAAUGCGGAAUAGUAUUUUCAUUUACGGGAAGGAUAAGCGGGUUUGGAUGCAAGCUUUGAGCCAAGACUUUGAUCAAGAUCAACUCCCACCGUCGCUGGGAGGCACGAAAAGUCAGAAUAAUGAAGUGGAUGACUAUUAAGCAAGAUGACAAAUAAUUUUUCCACAUAUUUAAAAUUGCUAUUUAUUUCACUAAAAUUACACGAAAAGGGGAAAAUAUUUCGACAAUAAAGUUGACGAAACUGAAAAUUUGCGUAAA